UUCCCGCCGCUGCACCGGGCGAGCGCCGGGGAGGAAGUAGCUCGAGGAGCGGCGUCCUGCCGGCGCUAGCGGCUGCAGAGGCGGAGGCGGAGAGGCGGCGGCGGGCGGACCGGGCGGGCGAGGCUGCGGCAAAGGGAGAGGAAAGUGUCGGAGCCGGUUCGGCUUUAGCGUGUGGUGAAGGGUGCUUUUCAUGGUGCAUGGAAGGAAAGCCAAUGCGCAGGUGCACCAACAUUCGACCAGGAGAGACUGGAAUGGAUGUGACAAGCCGCUGCACCCUUGGAGACCCCAACAAGCUGCCCGAAGGGGUUCCCCAGCCUGCCCGCAUGCCCUACAUCUCAGACAAGCACCCUCGACAAACCUUGGAAGUGAUUAACCUCCUGCGGAAGCACCGGGAGCUCUGCGAUGUGGUGCUAGUGGUGGGCGCCAAGAAGAUCUAUGCCCACCGGGUCAUUCUGUCAGCCUGUAGCCCCUACUUCCGAGCGAUGUUUACAGGAGAAUUGGCGGAGAGUCGGCAGACAGAAGUAGUGAUCCGAGACAUAGAUGAGAGGGCUAUGGAACUGCUGAUUGACUUUGCGUACACCUCCCAGAUAACUGUGGAGGAGGGCAAUGUUCAGACCCUCCUGCCAGCUGCUUGUCUCCUCCAGCUGGCAGAAAUACAGGAAGCCUGCUGCGAAUUCUUAAAGAGACAAUUAGAUCCCUCUAACUGCCUUGGUAUUCGGGCUUUCGCUGACACUCAUUCAUGUCGUGAGUUGCUAAGGAUAGCAGACAAGUUCACUCAACAUAACUUUCAAGAGAUUUUCAUGUCUUCUUGCCAUCUGAUGUUUCCAGUGAUGGAAAGUGAAGAGUUCAUGUUGCUUCCAGCCAAUCAACUCAUUGAUAUCAUAUCUAGUGAUGAGCUAAACGUUCGCAGUGAAGAACAGGUGUUCAAUGCAGUGAUGGCCUGGGUCAAAUACAGUAUCCAAGAAAGACGCCCUCAGUUACCCCAGGUGCUUCAGCAUGUCCGUCUGCCUUUGCUCAGCCCCAAGUUCCUGGUGGGCACCGUGGGCUCUGAUCCCCUCAUCAAGAGUGAUGAAGAAUGCAGAGACUUGGUAGAUGAGGCUAAAAACUAUCUUCUGUUGCCCCAAGAACGUCCACUAAUGCAAGGACCACGUACCAGACCACGGAAGCCUAUCCGCUGUGGAGAAGUCCUUUUUGCAGUUGGUGGCUGGUGCAGUGGAGAUGCCAUUUCCAGUGUAGAACGCUAUGACCCCCAGACCAAUGAAUGGCGAAUGGUAGCUUCAAUGAGCAAAAGGCGAUGUGGCGUUGGGGUCAGUGUUCUUGAUGACCUGUUAUACGCAGUGGGAGGCCACGAUGGAUCGUCUUAUCUAAAUAGUGUUGAAAGAUAUGACCCCAAAACAAACCAGUGGAGCAGUGACGUGGCUCCUACAAGCACCUGCAGGACAAGUGUUGGCGUGGCAGUGCUUGGAGGAUUUCUUUAUGCUGUCGGUGGCCAGGACGGUGUAUCUUGCCUCAACAUUGUUGAAAGGUAUGAUCCAAAGGAGAACAAAUGGACCCGAGUGGCUUCCAUGAGCACCCGAAGGCUAGGCGUGGCUGUGGCUGUGUUAGGAGGCUUCUUAUAUGCCGUAGGUGGCUCUGACGGGACAUCCCCACUCAACACAGUGGAGCGCUACAAUCCUCAGGAGAACAGGUGGCACACCAUCGCCCCCAUGGGUACCCGGAGGAAACACCUGGGCUGUGCGGUGUAUCAGGACAUGAUCUACGCUGUGGGAGGCAGAGACGACACCACGGAGCUUAGCAGUGCGGAGAGAUACAACCCCAGGACCAACCAGUGGUCUCCGGUGGUGGCCAUGACAUCCCGCCGUAGUGGAGUUGGCCUGGCGGUGGUGAAUGGACAGCUUAUGGCUGUAGGAGGCUUUGAUGGCACAACAUACUUGAAGACCAUUGAAGUUUUUGAUCCUGAUGCCAAUACAUGGAGGUUAUAUGGCGGGAUGAAUUACCGUCGGCUGGGGGGUGGAGUAGGAGUUAUUAAAAUGACACAUUGUGAGUCCCACAUAUGGUGAACGUCUAGAAGACAGCUGUGUGUGUGCUCCACUGUAUUCUGGAGCGCUUUGACUUUGGAGCUUCUACAGCUCGGGAAAACACGAACAAAUUUUAUUCUUUGCCGGUGCCUCAACUAUGGAAACACAAGUACUUCACCUUAGGAUGCCAUCUUUGCACAGUAAUGUUCACUUCUGUGCAGAAUAUUUAUUUUUUGUUUUAAUUUAUCAUGCGUUUGUUUUUUUAGCUUUCCUCCCAACCAAAAUAAAAAAUUCAAAGCAGUGAAAUUUUAUUUUAAGAUACUAACUUUAAAAAUGCUAAUAAGGGGAGAAGGGCUAUGACCUAGCUAUUAUUUCUAGGCACUCCAUCCACAAUCCCACUCCAAAGAUUGGAAUGCGAAGUGUGUAAGUUAGCCAUCUUUCUUACACUAACCCCAGAAGACUUGAAAACCUUUUUUAAAAGGAGUAUUAAAUCAAUAAAGCCAGGACUCCAGUGGAACUUAGCAUCUUGUUUUCUGCUCCAUUUAGUUUUUUCUCCCCGAUAUUUUAGUUUCUGUAGAGCCCUACUGCGUGCCUCUACAAAACAGUAUGUGAUUCUCAUACUGUCUUGAGAAUCCCCCAAUGGAAUCAUGUAUAACACUGCAUGUUUUUACUGAAAAACAUUACUGACUGAAGCAACUUUCGAUUUGCACAUUGCUACCAAGGACCAGCAGGGAGAAUGUGCUCUCCCCGGCAGGGAACUGUUGUGCAGCUUACCUUUGAUGCUCAGGCCACAGAGGCUCCCCUGUCAUCAGCUGCCAGGAAGGACUUCCUCAGUGACAGGAUAGUACAUGGGAAAGGGGUAAAGCAAGCUGAGGCAUUUUAUUAAUAUCUUGGUUCUUUUAUACAGCUAUAUAUUAUUUUCCUCAUUCUAUAAAGUCACUGCUACUAUCACAUUGCACUUUUUGGAGAAAAGUUAAAAAGGAGAAAAAUGCUAAAAAUUUCAGUGGUUGAAAUUUGUCAUUGUGUUCAUAGACAUUUUGUGGGAAAAUCUUUUAAGAUUUUAUCCACACAAAAGGAAUAACCUUCUCUUCUCCCC
This is a messenger RNA of Pipistrellus kuhlii (Kuhl's pipistrelle), 3114 nucleotides long. RefSeq names its product kelch like family member 20 (gene KLHL20). NCBI's taxonomy places the organism in Eukaryota, Metazoa, Chordata, Mammalia, Chiroptera, Vespertilionidae. The coding region runs from base 198 to 2060 and encodes 620 amino acids. Gene Ontology annotation, molecular function: protein binding. The transcript is spliced from 13 exons. The record is from RefSeq and is a predicted model, not a curated record.